GUGAUGGAUUUGGGAUCUAACUCAAGAAACUCACCCACGAUGCAAUAACUGUGCGCGAUUAGACAGAGCUUGCACUUACGACAAAAGGGUGGUUUGGGAACAGGAUGCAUUUGUGAGAGGGAUUGCAUUUGGUCGGUCAGAACAGUAUAAAAGGAUUAAACAGCAACAGAUCGGAAAUGCAAACGAGGGGCUCGAACAAACUCUUAGUCAGCGGGUAGCAUCCGAGUCGGUACCAUGGCUACCUUUGCAAAACGCGAACACCUUAUUCAUUAAUCUAACGCAACAGGAUUUCGUCAAUAUCAUGGAGCGCGAUGAUGCACUAUCGAGCAUACCUGACCCAACACCGAAGCAACCUCAUAGUCCGCAGCCUCAAGAACGCGAGCUUCUUUUAUACUUCAUCAACUCCAUUUGCCCUGUUUGUGUGUGUUAUCCAGAAAAGUCUAAACUAUCGUCACACCCACUUGAAUCAAUUGAUUCGUUUCGGUAUAAGCUGAAUCCCGAAACAAACCCUUACCUUUAUCUAAUUGUUCCACUGGCGGCAGGAUCAGCAAUGGUGCUGAAUUCGAUCCUGGCCGCUAGUGCAUACCAGUUAUUUCUGCUAGGAAAGAAAGAGUUUGAAGAAAUCUCUGACAGUUACACAAAGCAGGUGCUAGGGGAGCUUCCACAUGCCAUUGGAGAUAUACAUAACAUGGACGAGGUUCUUGCAACCAUCAUAAUGCUCUGCUUCAAGGAGAUUUCCUCAAACUGCGGGUCUGGAGCUCAAUGGACCACGCAUCUUGCCCAAGCAAAAGAAUUGCUGAAAGAAAAUAGAAUGCGCACUAAUGAGAGUCCGGUAUCUAAAUUUUUUACACGGUACUUUAUCAGCCACGAGGUGUUGGGAGAAACGGCCUGGGUUGGGGAAAACCAUUCAAACGACUCCGUGCCUCUUCCAAGACUACCACAACCAAUUUUCGAUGACCCUCAUUUGGAAACACUUCGCAAUGAUGGAGACACCCGAAUUGAUCUCGUUCUUGGUUGCAGCCCGUAUCUGAUCUCAAUAAUUCAUCGAAUUUCCAUGCUUGGUAAAUGCUAUGAGGACUUGGAGCUGGAAACAUCACAAGCUAGUCGCGACGCAAUUGAGGCAGAGGUUUGGAUCAGACGCGAACAUCUGCAUCGAGAAAUCGAGGAACUCUGCCAGGAAUUCGAAUCGACUCCGGAAGUUAAUGAUGAAGACGCACACUAUAUUGAAACAAUUGCCGAGAUAAAACGCCUAACCGCUAUCAUCUACUUAUUUGCUAGGAUCGACUUAGAAGCGUUUUACCAACACGACGGAAUAAUCUCAAAAUCCUUUCAUAAGAGACACGCAGAUACACAGCAGAUUUCUAAACAUAUUGUGUCUCUGAUGAGGUCACUCCCAGACAUCUACAUGACUCUGCUGUGGCCGUUAUUUGUCAUCGGCAUUGUGUCCACCGUCGCCGACGAAGACAGAUGGUUUGUUUUGAAUGCAUUCACCACUUUGCAAAAGAAAAGAGAGCUUGGAAGCGUCCGAACCGCUUGUUCUGUUGUCACGAGUGUUUGGAAGGAGAAAGAUCUGGGGUGUGACCACGUACGUUGGAGAGAUAUGAUUCGAGGUAAAGCAAGCACAUUGAGUCUUGCGUAAGUUAGUUGCUAAUUUGUCCAAUCGCUUAGCUCAUUGAGGUCCUUGAUUCUGUUUGAGCCACCAAACCUCCCUUGGAGGUUGUAUAUAUCUCUUCCCUCGGCAAUCUCUGGUCUCCAGCGCCAUGCUUUGCGAUAAGUUUCUGGUAAUCCCGAUUUUCCCUUCAUAAUGAGGUCGGAUAUGUAGUGGCCAAUUAUGGGCAUAUACUUGAAUCCUUGUCCAGAAUCUCCGGUUGCCAAUACAAGGCCCUUGAUGUCAGGAUGCUCACAAAUCAAGAAAUGACGAUCGGGUGUGUCGGUGCACCAGCAAAUUUUGGCAGCAUCAAAGGGACGCGUGCUGAUUUGGGGAAAUACCUGCUUCAAAAACCCUCUCAUUUGCUUUUCCGCUUCCACGGGGAUCUGGUUUCGAUAAAGGGGCGUCGAAAUAUUUUCAGUGCCGUCUUGGUUUAUGUAUCCUGGAAACUCGUUGCAAAACUUUAGGAUCCCAUUUUCGUCGGGCUCAAAAAGGAACCCUUCAUCUAGGUUCAAAAGAACAGGAGAGUUUUUCAGCGCUUUAGCCUCUUCUGAGGUAAGCUUUAUGUGACCCACGGUCCAGCAUUUGGCUAGUAGUUGGCCUUUAAAAUUGAGUAAUUUUGUUGAAUUUGCUCCAGCACAUAUAACGACACGAUCAGCUUUCAAGAUUGAUCCCGAAUAUGUGCGAACUCCGACACAAUUGAGCCCUUCCAUGAGCAAUUCUUCGGCAGUAUCCUGAACAAAAUGAGCUCCCUUCUGCUUGCAUUCUUUCCAAGCGUUACUUAAAGCUAGUGCUGCAAAUGUCCAUCCGCAUUUACUCUUUUGAAAAUAGCCUUUCCAAGAUUUGAAUCUGGAGUCAAGAUCCAAAGAUUUGAAGUCAUC
Molecule: messenger RNA, 2529 nt
Organism: Ogataea polymorpha
Lineage: Eukaryota; Fungi; Ascomycota; Pichiomycetes; Pichiales; Pichiaceae
Exons: 2
Coding region: 302-1639 (445 amino acids)
Biological process (GO): positive regulation of transcription by RNA polymerase II
Cellular component (GO): nucleus
Molecular function (GO): DNA-binding transcription factor activity; transcription cis-regulatory region binding
Source: RefSeq, a predicted model, not a curated record